UAUAAAAUUAAUUCAGAAUGACAGAGCCGCCUACCAAUGUAGUGAGUCCAAACGUCAACAACAUCCUCCCUAUUAAGAAGCCCACUGCAGCAGUGACCCCAGUAGUUAGUGUUAUCCAAGAUAAGAGUGAUGCUAACAGCACUGUGUCAGUUAAUGAGGUAGCCCCCAAUCCCCCUGUUGCUGCUGCAGCUGCCAUUUCUCAUCCAAAUCAACCCAUUCAACAGACCCCGCAGUUUAAUAUCAACAUCAGUCUGAACACAGGACAGCAAGCUCAACAACAACCCUCACCCUCCUCACAAUUAACCCAGUCACAAGGCCCCAUCACAGACAACCGGAGACCCAUGGCUGGGGGCUAUUUCAAAUUUCCAGUACCAUUCAGACACCAAAGAAUGUGUACAAGUUGUCUAAAACACAAACCUCCGGUGAUUGAUGUGGAGCAGGGCUCCUCGGAGGCCCCAAUAACCCUUGAUGACAGUGACGGUGAGGAAGAGAAAAAUAUUGAGCGGUCUGUGUGCACAAGUCCCCAUGGUUCCCCCAUGAGAUCCCCCCACAAAGCCCUCAGUACAGGUGGAAUGCAGCCCCUGCCUGUAGUGGUGGAACCUAAACCUGACUCUCCCCAACAAGUCACGCUGGAGGAGGAGGGGGGUUCGGAGCCGGAUGAGGGUGCUAAAAGACGCAAACUUGAUACUAAUUCUAAACAAGACAAUCAAUAUAACCACAGAUUCAACAAUCAGACUCUAUACUACGCCGCCCUUAAAGGGGACACUGCCAAGGUUUCAUACCUGUUAGAAGGUAAUCCAGAUAGAAUGAACUUCAGAGUAAAGGACACGGGCAUGACACCCUUACAUGCUGCAGUUAAAAGCGGGAGUGUGGCUACUCUCAAGGAGUUAACCCGCCAUAUAGGUGCAGGUACACUGACUCUAGAAGCCAUGGACAAGGAACUUCAGACACCGUUAUUCUAUGCGAUCAAACACAACAAAUCUCAGUGUCUUCGCUUCCUGCUCACUCAGGGGGUCAAUGUAAACGCUCGUGACACCAACGCCAGAACGGCGCUACACUAUGCUUGUGAGCUUGGUAAUCUUCUUUGUAUUGACAUGUUGUUGACAGAUAACCGUAUAAAAGUUAACACACAAGACAUGGACGGCUGGACAGCGUUGAUGUGGGCGUGCGAGUACAAGUUCGUAGAUGUGGUGAAGAGUUUACUGGAGAAAGGGGCAGAUCCCCAUCUUAGAGAUAGGGAACAGAAUAUAGCACUACACUGGGCAGCAUUCUCCGGACAUGCUGACAUUGUCCAGCUACUUCUCAGUGUUAGGUCCGACAUAGACGCCAUCAACGAGCGAGGAGACACAUCAUUGCACAUCUCCGCGCGGUUAUCACACAGUGGCAGUGUUAGAGGGAUUGUUAACGCAGGUGCUAGUCUCAGACUUCCAAACAAACAGGGAAAAACUUGCUUGCAGGAUGCUUCACCGGAAAUAGUACAGUUAAUUCAGAAACUGGAAAAAGAAAGAGAUUCUCGGAACUUUACUUCGCCCAAACCUCAGAAAAAUACCGUAUUGCACAGUGAUAUCACCUGUGGUAAGGAAAAGAUACCGAUCCCCUGCAUAAACGAAAUGGACGACGUGGCUGCUCCACUAGAUUUCGUGUACGUAAAGGAGAGUUUCGAGAGUUCCUAUCUUUGUAUCAACAGGAACAUGAAUGUAGUCAAGUCGUGCGUAUGUGAGAACCAUUGUAGACCUGGGGCUCCCUGCUCCUGCUUCUUCCUUACUACUGGCGGCAAAUGUGUUUACAACAAGGACGGUCGGUUGAACACAGAGAUAAGCGAACAGUACAACGAUAUUGUGAUAUUCGAGUGUAACCAGCGGUGUAGAUGCUGGGUUAAUCAGUGCAGAAACAGAGUUAUACAGAAGGGGCUGUCAAAUCCCUUACAACUCUUCAGGACUAACGGUAAGGGUUGGGGAGUAAGAAGCCCGAAACGUUUAAUGAAAGGAUCCUUCAUCUGCGAGUAUAUUGGGGAGAUAAUAUCAGAUAGUGACGCUGAUAGGAGGCUGAACGAUACCUACCUUUUCGAUUUAACUGUUGUGAGUAUAAACUCGAUAAACAACGACAACAAGACAAUUGGUUCUAUAGAUGCAUGUCACUAUGGCAACAUCUCCCGGUUCAUCAACUCCUCUUGUGAGCCGAACUGUGUUCCAGUGAAGGUGUUUGUAGACCAUCACGAUCUAAGAUUCCCCAGGAUAGCUUUCUUUACUACUAAAGAAGUGGAACCUUACGAGGAGCUCACAUUCUACUAUGGAGACUCGUUCUGGGACAUCAAAAAAGAAGUUCUCAAAUGUUGUUGCGGAGCUCCCAACUGCAUCAGCCUGCUGGCUCAGAAAGAGGUUUCUGGCGAGCCCGACAGUGAGAACUCAGAUAUUGAGAUCGUAGAGUAGGUUGUCUGAAGGGACCAAUAUAGAAUCAAAUGAAUCAGAUAAUUUGUAAAAGCGGUGAGCGACUCAUGCUCGUGGGUUAGUUUGUGAUAGGGUACUGAAUAUAACUGUUUUCUUCCAUCUUCAACCUACAGUGAAUUUAAUGAUAUGAAGGACACAAUAGUCGAAGUACCAUCUAACACAUUAAGUCAAUAAUAUUUGUCGGAGGGCCAGAUAUUUCCAACACCGCUCAAUGCUUUAAAUUUAUUUCUUAUUCUUCUGAAAUUACUAGGAAACAAUUUUCAAAAUCGGACAUUAAGAUAAUAUUAUGUUAUAGGUAGUUGAUAAAUUAGUAAAUUUAGUUUUCAUUGUCCAUCACAUUGGGAUUUCCUUUUUAACCUUUCCUACUAAGCUAAUUAUACAUUUGUUAUAUUAUUGACAUUCUGCCAGUAUUUUAACUUUUUUAAUCUUUUGUCAUUGGAAUCUUGUUUAUUUAUGAUUGAUAGAACAUAUGCUAUAAAGUCAUUCCACUUAUUA
Bolinopsis microptera is the source of this 2942-nucleotide messenger RNA. RefSeq names its product histone-lysine N-methyltransferase EHMT2-like. Lineage: Eukaryota; Metazoa; Ctenophora; Tentaculata; Lobata; Bolinopsidae. Gene Ontology annotation, molecular function: histone H3K9 methyltransferase activity; p53 binding; zinc ion binding. The transcript is spliced from 18 exons. The record is from RefSeq and is a predicted model, not a curated record. Gene Ontology annotation, cellular component: chromatin; nucleus. Bases 18 to 2429 code for a protein of 803 amino acids. Gene Ontology annotation, biological process: negative regulation of transcription by RNA polymerase II; peptidyl-lysine dimethylation.